Messenger RNA from Penicillium expansum, 888 nucleotides. Its product is annotated as pyrroline-5-carboxylate reductase family protein. Gene Ontology annotation, molecular function: pyrroline-5-carboxylate reductase activity. The record is from RefSeq and is a predicted model, not a curated record. Gene Ontology annotation, biological process: L-proline biosynthetic process. Bases 1 to 888 code for a protein of 295 amino acids. The transcript has 2 exons. NCBI's taxonomy places the organism in Eukaryota, Fungi, Ascomycota, Eurotiomycetes, Eurotiales, Aspergillaceae.
AUGGGAAUUAACAUCAAUCAGUUAACGGUUGCCAUAAUCGGCUGUGGUACCCUAGGAACCGCAAUUGCUACUGGUAUUCUUGAUCCAAAAGAUGAAGAAGCUUUCCAAAUCAAGCGCCUCAUCUGCACUGUCGGAACCGAGCCAUCUCAAACCCGCGUCGAAAAUGCCCUCUCUGAUCACAAAUCGCGACUCACAGUUUUCACAGCGGAUGACAAUAUUCGCACUAUCCAAGAAGCAGAUGUAGUGAUAUUGGCAUUUAAGCCCUUCAAGAGAGCCGACGUCUUUGCAGUUCCCGGAUUCAAAGAGGCUUUGCAGGAUAAAAUUGUCCUUAGCAUCAUGGCCGGCAUUACUAUCGCUGAAUUGAACCGCCUUACCUUCGGAGAAAAUGGCGAUGACUCGAACAGUCAAAGGUCGCUUCAGUCUGUCCGUGCGAUGCCCAAUAUGGCAGCUAGAAUCCGAGAGGCUGUGACAUUAUACACCGCGAGUCCCGUCACCACCAAGGAGAACCUCGAGCUUGCAUCUUGGGUAUUUCGCCAGGUCGGCGAGGCCCAUCAGAUUCCUGAGAAGUCUUUUGAUAUAUGUGCAGUCUUGGUCGGUUGUGCCGGCUCGCUGCUGCUCCUUGCCAUCGAUGGAUUGCUAGAUGCUGCUGUUGCCGAGGGUGUCAGGCGACCGGAGGUGCAGAAUUUGGUGGUGAACAGUGCGAUUGGUAUGAUGAAACUGGUACCUGCAGGAGAUCAUCCAAGUGUCCUACGAGAAAAAAUUGCCUCUCCUGGAGGAUGCUCUAUUCGAGCUCUCUUGGAACUUGAAAAGCUUGGAAUUCGUUCAGCGUUCACAAGUGCAAUCCUAGCAGCGGCGGAGAAGUCGAAAAAGAUGUCCUCUACACGUUAA